Lates calcarifer (barramundi perch) is the source of this 1903-nucleotide messenger RNA. RefSeq names its product thiamin pyrophosphokinase 2 (gene tpk2). NCBI's taxonomy places the organism in Eukaryota, Metazoa, Chordata, Actinopteri, Centropomidae. The transcript is spliced from 8 exons. Bases 166 to 1068 code for a protein of 300 amino acids. Gene Ontology annotation, molecular function: 8-oxo-dGDP phosphatase activity. The record is from RefSeq and is a predicted model, not a curated record.
GCAGCCUGGGGGAGAAACGUUCUUCAGGAGUAGGUUGAAGACAUGCGCAUCAACACGGGCGGCUGCGAGGAAAUCAUGGCGUCCGACUAGUGUUAGUCCGUCCACUCGUACACUAUUAAUGCAGACGUGCUUGAGAAGGGGUUCAAUUAAAUACCGUAAUUAAAAAUGGCUAACCCUGCCUGGUCAGAAAAAAUACUCCAACUUCUGCGCCGAAUGAAUAACUUUUAUUUACAAGGCUCUUGUCGUGCUGACUGCUACAGGUUUGAGAUAGACGGAACACAGGUUGGCUGGAUUUCUCCUCAUGUAGCCUCAGUAUUGACACGCUAUCCAGACGUGUUUAGUCCGCCACAUGGUGGCGCAGUAUCACUGUGUCCCGGUCUGGACUCAUACGGGAAGAGAUCUGAGGCUGUGGACGCUGUCCUGCAAACUCUCAGACAGGAGGGCUCCCUGUCCUGCCUUAAAGGAUGGAGAGACGAGAAGUACAGUGUAAUGCCAAAAUUCUCAGACCCUCCUUUGAUGUGGAUGGAAAGAGCAGCUACAAGUCUUUUUGGGGUUAAGCGGUAUGGAGUACAUGUCAAUGGUUACACUGUCAGCGACACUGGGGAAGUCAGCAUGUGGCUGGCACGACGCUCCCCAACUAAGCAGACAUACCCUGGACUCCUGGACAACGUGGCUGCAGGUGGUCUGUCUGCUGGUGUUGGCAUCAAACACACUCUGGUAAAAGAGUGUCAGGAGGAAGCAUGUAUCCCAGCAGCCACUGCUGAGAAGGCUUCUCCUGUAACCACAGUAAGCUAUACCUAUGAGGAUGAAGAGGGGGUGUUUCCAGAAGGUCAAUUUAUCUUUGAUUUGGAGCUUCCUCCCAAGUUCAAACCAAGAGUAGGCGAUGGAGAGGUGCAACAUUUCUACCUCCUGCCCAUUGAUAAGGUGAAGGAACUGCUGGCCACUGAUGAUUUCAAACCCAACUCUGCAAUGGUGGUCUUGGACUUCCUCAUUAGACACUCGUAUAUUGAGCCUGACACAGAGCCAUGCUAUCAGGAAUUUGUGGCAGGACUCCAUCAAACUUUAUAGUGUGAAGCUGAGGACUGAGACUAUUGUCAGAGGCCAAGACACUACAUUCUUUUAUUAUUUACAUUUAUCCCAGCAAGUGCCCUAACAGAAGCCAACUGAAGUGUUGUGCUCUCAGCAACAUCCAUCCAGAAUCAACUAACCCUGGUAACUGGAGGACCAAAACAGGGAACUGAGCGGAUUGGUUCACAUGAAGAUGGUUGAUCUCAGUGAGUUAAAAAAAUACAACAGGCCUGCAUAGACUUGAAAGUGUUAUAUGACUUAUGAGAACUUACAAAGUGUGUGCAUGCUUGUUCAUUGUGCAGUUCUGACCAGUUUGUACUGUACACGGAUACUGUGGUAUUGAUGCUACACUGUAGUUACACCAAGGACAACAGUGGGAAUUGCAUUAAAUAAGGCAUUAUUGUGAUGAUUAUUAUUAUAUUUAUUAUUAUAAUCAUCAACAGCUGUCAGAGUUGUCCAUUGUCUGUGAACAUCACACCAAAACUGGUUUGAAAAGGUAAUGGGUGGACCUCUUGGGUCUAGAUGAUUCGAUCUAGAUUUGUUUCAUCAGUUGAACUUUGAUGCUUUAGUCAUAAUGUAAUAUUUUAGGAUGAUUAAAUCUGAUAUUUUCUUAUCCAAGAAUCAGUUUCAUCUGUCUAGGUCAGGGUUAUUGAGCUUACAAAUCAGCUUGUGAAAACAGUUGUAUGUCUUCUGAGUCUUUAGAGGAACUUUGUUGAGUCUGUGAAAAUAACCCUGAUAAGACACAGUCCUACCAGUCUGUGUUUAGCUGGAUUUCACAUAUUCUGUAUGAAUUUAUGCAACCUCUUCAUUAAAGCUAUUUCACAGCUACAAACUA